UCUUUGGCGUGAGACGGUAAAAAUAUUUUGUGUGCGCCUCCCGGUACUAAAUAAAAAUUAAAUUAUUAUUUUACUCUACAAGAAAAUACAAAAAAAAAAUAUAUUGCAGAAAAUAAUUAUUUUUCUUACAACAAGAAAAGAAUUUUCUGUUUUUUUUAUACAAAUCCAAUGCAUUUUAUAAGUUAAAACACAACAAAAAAAAUCUACAACAUUAACAAGAUAAUAAAUUUGUGCUUUAAAGACGAUAAUGUAGGGAUGAGAGACAUGUGCCUGUAGAAAAAAACACAAAUUUGAUAAAAAAAAAAUAUUUACAAAAAAACAAAAAAUCCAUCGAAGUGCAUAAAUAAUAAAAAAUAUACAACAAAAAAUAUAUAUGAAGCAAAAAAUUAAAUUAAUAAGCAAAAAAGUAUAAUAAAAUAUAAAUUAAAUGACCGGAUGUGGAAAAAAUAUUUUUCGACCAAAAAAAAUCUGAGACGUGAAGAAAUUUUUAAAAAAAUUAACAUUUAUUGAAAGCAAACAUUAUAUUUAAACACACAAAAAAAUAUACAUACAUAAUAUAUAACAUACAAAUAAUGAGAAAUAAUUACUAAAAAAUAAAGAAAAAAAAAUAAAUUCGAUGACACAUUGAACAACUCAAAUAUUUAUAUGGCCACAAAACAAGUAAUAAUAAUAAAAAGUACUUUGUAACUGUUUAUACAACUAAACAACGUGCAUACAGGUGAAAAAAAUUAUACAUGAGACACAUGUGGCACAGAAAUUGAAAAAAAAAAUAGAAAAAAAUUACAAGACAUUUCAAUCACAUUUCUAUUUAUCGCGCGAGCAUUGCAGCGGUAAAUAACGGAUAUUAAUAAAUAUAAAUAUAUAUAAAAAAGGAAACCACAGAAACGAGAUGAAAUUGCUCCCGAUUCCCCUGUCACCGCUGGGCGCGCCUCCCCCAAUGGGCAUGUGGAGUUCAGAUCUCUUAUGGCGCUAUCCGCCAGCGCCUCCCUCGCCACUUGCCGAGCUCCGUACCCAAUUGCCGCAACAGUUAUUAACAGAUCCCCGACUGUGGGGUCGCGAAGAGGUCGCCGUCUUCCUGCGAUGGAGCGAACGUGAAUUCGACCUGCCAAAAUUCGAGCUUGACUUGUUCCAGAUGAACGGCAAGGCGAUUUGUCUCUUGUCGAAGACAGAUUUCGCCGAAAGGUGUCCCGCUGCCGGCGAUGUGCUUCACAACGUGCUUCAUAUGCUCGUUCGCGACGCUCAGAUGCAACAUCGACAUCUCCCGUCGUCGCCCGUGACACCCACAAGUCGAUAUCCGUUGUCGCCCCACAGUCAACCACCGACCCCAAAUUGGGCGGCACUCGCGCCUCCCGAAAAUUCCUUCUACACGCAACACUUGCAGCAAUUUAUGGCGAGCAACAGUGUCACUUUGAGUCCCGCACCGUCGACAGAUUCGCAAGUUGGCAGUCCGCCGCAGCACGCGACGUCGGAACAAGUACAAAGCAGUAAUUUUUUGCAAUCGUCAGGAUCGUCGGGCGUUUCGUCGUCCGGAAGUAAUGGAGCGGCAAGCAAUAAUUCCGAUAGUGAUGAGGAGCCGCAAUAUCCGGAAGGUACGUCGACGGCAAGUAAGCAACAGGCGACGAAACAACAAGCACCUUUGGUGACGGUACAACAAUCAGCGACGACGCAACGGAAUGUGCAUCAGCAUAGUACGACGAAACAUUUGCCGCCGCCUCUCGUUUUGGAGCCAAAAGCACUUGCGGCAUGGUCCAUUAGCGGAAAUGACUCGGGCACACCAACGCCGAGCCCUUUGACGCCCGGAGGCGGAUUGAGUGGCAUUAAACGCGAAUUUUUCCCCAAUCAAAAUACACCAAACACUCCAUUGUCGGCAGGCGCUUUCAUUCCAGUGAAACGGGAAUUUUUCCCUGAUACACCUGAGCCCAAUACAAAUGGUCGCUUAUUGUGGGACUUUUUGCAACAAUUGUUGAACGAUCCUCAACAACGGUACAGCAACUACAUCGCAUGGAAGUGUCGUGACACAGGCGUCUUCAAAAUUGUCGAUCCAGCUGGCUUAGCGAAGCUCUGGGGCAUCCAGAAAAACCAUUUGUCCAUGAACUACGAUAAAAUGUCGCGUGCCUUACGUUAUUACUACCGCGUGAACAUCCUGCGCAAGGUUCAAGGCGAAAGACAUUGUUAUCAAUUUUUGCGUAAUCCAAGCGAAUUGAAAAGUAUUAAGAAUAUCUCGUUGUUGCGACAAACGAUGGCGAAUCAACAAGCAACGGUCAAGAAGGAACAACAGCAGCAGCAACAGCAACAACAGGCCCAGCAAGCACCUCCACAAUCGCCUUCGUAUCUCAUGAAUGGCUCCAUUGCCUCCAUUAUGACAAAUUCGAACUUUAUGAGUGCCGCUGUCGCUGCAGCUGCCGCCAGCAGUCAACAACAUCAAAGACAAACAUCUCCAGUCCCACCAUCGCCGCUUCAUUUGCAGCCACCGCCAGUUAUUAAGAUGGAGGCAAACAGCCAAGAGCAAGAGACUGAUGACAUGAAACCAACAGACUUGAGUACAAACAGCAGUAGCAGUAGAAAUGGCAGUAGCGAAAGUGUUGAUUGUUAUCCAUUGAUUCGCAACUCAAACGGUCUCACCACAAUCCAAAUUCUCCGUCAUCACCAACAACAAGAAUACCCACAGAGAUCGGCUUCCGUUUCGCCCCAACCUCAAUACACGAAACCCUCUUCAGUGAGUCCAGUGCAACAACAACAUCAUCAAUCGCAUGAAAGUCUCAUGGACGACAUGCCCACAGACUUGAGCAAUUACAAAUAAAUCCGUAACAAUUUCCAAAAACACACAGAAAAAGUACAAAAAAUCUCUUUGUACUGCGAAAAAAAAAUAUUUUAUGGAAAAUUGUGAUAUUAAAUUGCAUUCUGAUUGACAUAGCGAAAAAAAAUGUGAAGACCCCAAAAAUAAUAAAAUAAUUGAGAACAAAAAAUAUGUGCCAACAACUUUCUGCUCUGAUGUAGUUUUUAAUCACGAAAUUUAGUUGCAAUACAAAAAAAUAAUAAAUUUCAAGAUUCUCAAUUAAAUUAAUUAAUUAAUUAAAAUUUAAUUAAAUUUCGGAUCAAAUUAAAAAAAAAUAAAAUAAAAUAGCUUUAAUGUUAAAAAAAAUAUUUGUAAUAAAAAAAUAAGUGAUCGAUUAUUAGAUUUAGUGCCGAGAAAAGAAAAAAAAACAAAAAUGACUGAAAAAUGUCUUAAUUUUUAAAAAUUGUAAAUAAAAUCCUUCUUCCCAUACGAUUACAUUCAAAUUGGCUUCCAUUUGUAUAAAGAAAAAAAUUCUAAAAAAUUUAAUUAUUAAACACUUUUUUUGUUCUUCCAAUUAUUAUUCGUGAUUA
Molecule: messenger RNA, 3366 nt
Organism: Culicoides brevitarsis
Lineage: Eukaryota; Metazoa; Arthropoda; Insecta; Diptera; Ceratopogonidae
Gene: aop
Product: ets DNA-binding protein pokkuri
Exons: 5
Coding region: 890-2800 (636 amino acids)
Biological process (GO): regulation of transcription by RNA polymerase II; cell differentiation
Cellular component (GO): nucleus
Molecular function (GO): DNA-binding transcription factor activity, RNA polymerase II-specific; sequence-specific DNA binding
Source: RefSeq, a predicted model, not a curated record